AUGGCGAUGGCGGCGCGGGCUCAGGCCCGGGCCCUGGCGCUGGUGCUCUGGGGCUGGGCCCUGGCCCCGGCGGGAGCCCUGGACGCCAUGGGCCCCCACGAGGCCGUCCGUCUGGCCGAGCUGCUGACCCCGGAGGAGUGCGACCAUUUCCAGUCGCUCCUGAAGGCGCCGGAGCCGGACGUCGAGGGCGAACUGGCCCGGCUCUCUGAGGACCGGCUGGCCCGCCCUGAGACGCCGGCGUCCACGUCCGCGCCGCGCGGCCGGCUCUGGCGGCAGCGGCGGGCUGCGGCCGAGCCCGCGGAGGUGUCGGACGGCUGCCGGGAGGGGCUGGCGGCCUGGCUGGCGGCCAAGGCCACCACCCUGUCUUGGGACCGCGUGGCCCGGGCUCUGCGGCGCAGCGGCCGCCCGGACGUGGCCCGGGAGCUGGGCAAGAAUCUCCACCAGCAGGCGACGCUGCAGCUGCGCAAGUUCGGCCAGCGCUACGUGCGGCUGCCCGCCGUCCCCGGUCUCGGCCCCGGCCUCGGCCCCGGCCCCGGCCCCGCCCCGCGCCCCCGCCGCGCCUCGUUCCCCGAACCCGACUGGGACGGGCUGCAGCUGAUCUUGGAGCGUCUGCCGCAGGCGCCCUACGAGCGCAGCCCCGCCGGCUGGGUCGGGCCGCUGGCGCUCGGCCUCCUCACCGGCUUCGUGGGGGCGCUGGGCACCGGGGUGCUGCUCAUCUUGCUCACGCUGUGGCUCACGGGCGGCGACGGCCCCGGCCCCGGCCCCGGCCCCGGCCCGCAGUCGGGCCCCCGUCCUCCCCGGCGCAGGCCCGCCCAGGCGCUUGGCUCGGCGGAAUCGAGGCCGCUCCUGUCUGCCGAGCGGCUCCAGCCACCGCCGACGAGGGCCUGGGCCGCGCGCCGGCCGGGUCCCCCCUCGCCUCAGUGUCCCCGGCUGUGA
This is a messenger RNA of Mustela erminea (ermine), 936 nucleotides long. RefSeq names its product transmembrane and death domain protein 1-like. The transcript has 2 exons. The record is from RefSeq and is a predicted model, not a curated record. Bases 1 to 936 code for a protein of 311 amino acids. NCBI's taxonomy places the organism in Eukaryota, Metazoa, Chordata, Mammalia, Carnivora, Mustelidae.